This is a messenger RNA of Alternaria infectoria, 675 nucleotides long. RefSeq lists its product as uncharacterized. Bases 1 to 675 code for a protein of 224 amino acids. Gene Ontology annotation, molecular function: protein binding. The transcript has a single exon. The record is from RefSeq and is a predicted model, not a curated record. NCBI's taxonomy places the organism in Eukaryota, Fungi, Ascomycota, Dothideomycetes, Pleosporales, Pleosporaceae.
AUGAUCACGCUCGUGAUCGGACCAGCGCACGAGGCUGUGUCGAUCCAAGUCCAUCAAGAUAUUCUUACAAGAACUUCUGAAUUCUUCGCCCGAGCCCUGAAGCCUGAAUGGGCGGCCAUGCGGGAGAGGCCGGAUCAUAUUGAGCUACCCGCUUACACAGUAAAAGAUGUUGAAACCUACGCACACUGGUUGUACUCUGGAAAAGUACCAGCCAGGUGCUUCGAUCUCUAUCGAACCUUCGAAGAUGGCGAGGAAAACAAUCCAGUUUGGAUCGACCUUGCGACCGCAUACGUGUUUGGUGAGCAGAUACUAGACCGACAUUACCAGCAGACUGUUCUCAACACCAUGGCUGGUGUACAAAAUGAUAGUUAUGAUGACGAAGAUAAGCCACCGGACCAAAGAAUCAUCAAUACGCCAGAUUUUCCUUCUGAGGAGGCUAUAUGUGUUCUUUACCGUGGCACGCCCGAAAGUUCGCCCAUCAGAGCGUUAGUGGCGGACAUGUGUGCAUAUGCUACCCUUCAGGACGAGGAUCGAAAGCCAGACUUCAAUCGCUUGCCUCGCGAAGCAUUGGUGGACGUCCUGGAUGCAAUACCAAAGAUAAAUCUGAGACAGAAACUUUCGCGCCCAUGGGAAGAGUGGACGGAAGGUUAUUGGCCUAUGCUGACCGAAGUCUGA